This is a messenger RNA of Paramecium tetraurelia, 1765 nucleotides long. RefSeq lists its product as uncharacterized. Gene Ontology annotation, molecular function: sodium:proton antiporter activity. NCBI's taxonomy places the organism in Eukaryota, Ciliophora, Oligohymenophorea, Peniculida, Parameciidae. Gene Ontology annotation, biological process: proton transmembrane transport; sodium ion transport; regulation of pH. Gene Ontology annotation, cellular component: membrane. The record is from RefSeq and is a predicted model, not a curated record. The transcript is spliced from 6 exons.
AUGUCAGAAACUUCUUUUGGUGUGGUGUCAUUUACAAUCAUAUUAAUUUUGUUCAUUUAUGCUAUUGCAGGAUCAUAUUUUGAGCACAAACAUGAGAUUCACUUUAUACAUGAGACAGGAUUGGGCAUUAUUUUAGGGGUUGUGGCUGGAGGGUUGUUUACAUUGAUUUACAGAGGAACAUUGUAUUAUAUUUACGAAUUUAAUGAAUCCUUCUUUUUCUACAUUUUGUUACCAAUAAUCAUUUUUGCAGGAGGAUACAAUUUAAAUAAAAGAAGAUUCUUUCAAAAUUUUCUAUAUAUUAAUUUAUUUGGAUUGUUGGGUACAUUAUUGACUUUCCUACUGAUAGUAUGCUUCACAUUUUUGAUUAGUGAUGGAGAUUUGAUUCAAAUUUGGGGAGGUGAUACUACGAUUAAAUUGAAAACUGAAUAAAUAAUGAUAUUUGCAGCUACAAUCUGUGCUACUGAUUCCGUGGCAGCAUUGACGAUGAUCAAACCCAAUAAAUACCCAAAACUGUUUAGUGUAGUAUUCGGAGAGGGCAUGGUCAAUGAUGCUGUGUCUAUCAUUCUAUAUAUUUCUGUAGAUUUGUUAUCUGGUAAACACGAUACAAUCUUUACAGUCUCUUUGGAGUUUUGCAUCCUGUUCAUAUUGGAAUUCUUUUGCAGUCUUGUAGUCGGAUUACUCUUUGGAGUAUUGGCUUCCAUACUCUUCAAAUAUCUUAGAUUCAUCACCGAAUCUGUAAUUUUAGAAAUGGCUAUUAUAAUUUACAUCGCCUAUGGUAGUUUCACAAUGUGCGAACUAUUGGGACUGAGUGGGGUGCUAUCAGUGUUAGCAACUGGAGCUCUGAUGGCUUAUUAUAACAUUUACAAUUUGUCCAGUUUGGGCUAGGUUGCAUCCAAAAUUACAGUCUCAACACUCUCUUUAAUAUGCGAGGCAUUUAUAUACAUCUAUUUGGGAUUGUCAAUGUGGAUAUUGUCAGGAUAUCAGAAUUCAGAUGAUUAGAUUGAAAAGCCAAAAUGCAGUUGGACAUUCCUGGUGCUAGAACUAUUGAUAUGCUUUUUCUCAAGAGGAGUAUCCAUGGCCAUAUUAUCAGGGAUGGCCUACUUGAUUAAGGGGAAGGAGAAAUUCAAACUAUCUCUGUAAGAAUUGAAUAUCAUUUGGUUUGCUGGAUUGAUUAGAGGUUCCGUUGCAUAUGCCUUAAUUACAAAAUUAUAGAUCUCAAAUCCUGAAGAUCUAAAUGAAAGAUAUUAAGUUGAAGUCAUAAAAACAACUGUCUUAUUUAUGGUUAUCAUUACUACAAUUCUACUUGGAGCAAUGAUGCCCUUCUAUAUUAAUUUAAACCUGAAAAGGAAAGUAGAGGAUGUCAAUAGUAGGUUGCUAUAAAACAAUGAAUUUGAAAGUGGGUAUCGAAGAUAAAUUUAAAAUAAUUUUAAGUAUCUUGAUGAUCAUUACUUUAAAUAUUGGAUGAUUUUUAAUUACUAAAAUAGAAAAUCAGAAAUUCUAAAACAACAACAAGAAAAACAAUAGGAUGAAGAAAACCACAACAAGAUCGGUCUAAUUUCUUAAUUCUAAUCCAAGUUUACUGGAAAUUAGAACAUUGUAUUCUACGUUGAAGCAAAUAAAAGUAUCCCUGCACACACAGAAUCGUUGAUCGAAGGAAUAGAUGACUUAGAAGAAAACGAUUAAUCAGAUUAACCAAAUUUGAUGACUCACAUAUCCUAAAAUUAUAAUGAUCUAUGAAUGCAUCAUAUUUUUAAAUAUUUUUCUA